Messenger RNA from Asparagus officinalis (garden asparagus), 618 nucleotides. Its product is annotated as receptor kinase-like protein Xa21. Lineage: Eukaryota; Viridiplantae; Streptophyta; Magnoliopsida; Asparagales; Asparagaceae. Gene Ontology annotation, biological process: protein phosphorylation. The coding region runs from base 36 to 461 and encodes 141 amino acids. Gene Ontology annotation, molecular function: protein kinase activity. The transcript has a single exon. The record is from RefSeq and is a predicted model, not a curated record.
GUAAUCCAUUCUAAUUGCUUCUAUGUAUUUCACCUAUGACAGAGUACGGAAUGGGGAAUGGAGUUUCAACUUGUGGAGAUGUGUAUAGCUAUGGGAUCCUUUUACUGGAAAUGUUUACAGGAAAGAGACCCACUGAUGAUAUGUUCGUAGGAGGUCUUACUCUUCCUAUGUUUGUGAAGAUGGCAUUUCCUGAACAAAUCACAGAUGUCAUUGACGCUCAUUUGCUCACACCAAGUGAUGAUGCUGAAAGCAUGAAUUAUGAAAGGGCAACCAACUGCAUGGCUUCAAUUCUUAGAAUUGGUAUCUCUUGCUCAAAUGAAUUACCAGCUGAGAGAAUGGAGAUGGACAACAUUAUCAAGGAACUGCAUAGUGUCAGAGAUAUGCUCACGAGGGAUGGAAAUCAGGGGGAGAGAGACAGAGCGCUGCAGAGUGGGGAAGGUUCAUCUACAAAUAUUCAGUAACAAACUUCUGGUAUGGGCAUGUGCUACGCAUGUGCAAACACACACACUCACACACAAUUCCUAUUGAAAUCAAUUUUAUAGGCAUAAUGGUUGAUUUAAGUGAGGAUAACCCCUUCGUUUUAUAUAGUUUCUGCUAAAAUAUGCCUGUGUAAUCAUA